AUGAAAGCCUUGCCCACCAUAUGCAUCUACUUUCGUCUUUGUUUGAAAGUCCGGUUUGGUCCGGUUUUUUCAUGCCCAGGGGCGUUAACCGUAACCAUAACUGGUCUGCCUUUUCCCCAGAAGUCAAAAGACCAGACCGGACCACAAAAAGACCGCAGACCACGGUUUUUUGCGGUCUAUAGACCGGUUUCGGUCUGCAUCAGUUUUAACCGGUUUAUGACCGGUCUUUAG
This is a messenger RNA of Laccaria bicolor S238N-H82, 231 nucleotides long. RefSeq lists its product as uncharacterized. The transcript has 2 exons. Bases 1 to 231 code for a protein of 76 amino acids. The record is from RefSeq and is a predicted model, not a curated record. Lineage: Eukaryota; Fungi; Basidiomycota; Agaricomycetes; Agaricales; Hydnangiaceae.